ACCACCCCCCAAAAAAAAAAAACAACAAAACUCCAUCCCCCGGCAUCAAGAUAUUCGACAACAAAAUUCUCACCGAGGCCUCAAAAGCGCCCCUGAGGGCCGUCGCACUGGCGUCAUUUCUGGGCGACGGGUUCGCCGCCCUCGGUAGCCGCGCCCCCCCGCCCAAGGACCAUCUGAUGGCGUUCGGGGCGGUCCUACACACCAGCCAGCACAACAUCGGUCGCAGCGAACCGCCCGUGGGCGUUGGCGAUCCCUGCGCCGGAUGCAACAAGCCCAUCCUGGACAAGUUCCUGCUGAAUGUCCUGGAACGCGCCUGGCACGCCUCCUGCGUCCGCUGCUGUGAAUGCCUCCAACCGCUCACCGACAAAUGCUUCAGCCGCGAAUCGAAGCUCUACUGUCGCAACGAUUUCUUCAGACGUUACGGCACCAAGUGCAGUGGCUGUGGCCAGGGUAUCGCGCCGUCGGAUCUGGUGCGAAAGCCCAGGGACAAGGUCUUCCACCUGAACUGCUUCACCUGCUGCAUCUGCCGCAAGCAACUGAGCACAGGUGAGCAGCUCUACGUGCUGGACGACAAUAAGUUCAUCUGCAAGGACGACUAUCUGCUGGGCAAGGCGCCAUCCUGCGGCCACAAUUCGCUGAGCGAUUCAUUAAUGGGCUCGGCGAGCGAAGACGACGACGACGAUGAUCCCCCGCAUUUGCGGGCCACGGCACUCGGAUUGGGCGUACUGGGGCCCAACGGACCCGACUCAGCGGGCGGACCUCUGGGCACAUCGGAUAUAUCAGUACAAAGCAUGAGCACCGAUAGCAAAAAUACCCAUGACGAUUCCGAUCAGGGCUCCUUGGACGGCGAUCCGGAUGGACGCGGCGAUUCCCAGGCGGAGAACAAAAGUCCCGACGAUGCCAACGGAUCGAAGCGACGCGGUCCGCGCACCACCAUCAAGGCCAAACAGCUGGAGGUGCUGAAGACGGCCUUCAAUCAGACGCCGAAGCCGACACGCCACAUCAGGGAGCAACUGGCCAAGGAGACCGGGCUGCCCAUGCGCGUCAUACAGGUGUGGUUCCAAAACAAGCGGUCGAAGGAGCGACGCAUGAAGCAAAUCACCAGCAUGGGCCGUCCGCCUUUCUUCGGAGGCGCCCGCAAAAUGAGGGGCUUCCCGAUGAACCUCUCGCCCGGCGGACUGGACGACGGACCCGGCUUCCCCUACUUUGCGGCGGACGCCAAGUUCGAGUUCGGCUACGGCGGACCCUUCCACCCGCACGACGGACCCUACUUUCCCGGCCACCCCGGCGGCCCGAUGCCGUUCAAUGCGCCAGGCGGCCCCAUGGACCACAGCGGCCCCAUUCCGAUGGUGAACGAGUUCGGACUGACGCCGGAGGCGACGUUCCUCGGGCAGGCGGGCGGUCCGCCGAUGCAGCUGCAGUCGGCCGUUGGGCCGCCGCCACCGCCGCCGCCACCGAGCGCCGAGCACUUGAUGGCCGCCGCAGCGGCAGCGGCGCAGCAACAGGCGGCGCAACAGCAGCAGCAGCAACAGCAGCAACAGCAGAAUGCGCAACAAGCGGCGAAUCAGACGCAGCAGCAGCAGCAACAAAAUGGCCCCCGCACCAAUUCGCCGGAAUUCAUGAGCUCGGCGAAUUUCAGCGAACCGCAGAAUAUGCAAAAUGAAGGGCUCGUUUGGUAAUAUACGAAACAGUUGGCAACGCGGCUGCUGCUCUUCGGCAGAGAGCGAGUGCGAGAGCGGGAGAGGGAGAGAGCGGCGCAGAGCGAGUGCGAGUGAGGGAGAUAGCAAUGGCUCUCGCUGUAGUGCCGUCUCGCUCUCGCCCGAAGGCUAAGCCCCACCCCCUCUGCUACGUUUUGUUUUUGUUAUAACUUUAUUAUUAUUAUUAUUAUUACUGUGCUAUUUUUUUUGUAUUUCAAUUCGGCGCC
Drosophila takahashii is the source of this 1924-nucleotide messenger RNA. It is a transcript of the gene Lim1, whose product is annotated as LIM homeobox 1. Gene Ontology annotation, biological process: regulation of transcription by RNA polymerase II; neuron differentiation. The record is from RefSeq and is a predicted model, not a curated record. Lineage: Eukaryota; Metazoa; Arthropoda; Insecta; Diptera; Drosophilidae. Gene Ontology annotation, molecular function: zinc ion binding; RNA polymerase II transcription regulatory region sequence-specific DNA binding; DNA-binding transcription factor activity, RNA polymerase II-specific. Gene Ontology annotation, cellular component: nucleus.